Messenger RNA from Bipolaris victoriae FI3, 1110 nucleotides. RefSeq lists its product as hypothetical. The coding region runs from base 1 to 1110 and encodes 369 amino acids. The transcript has 7 exons. Lineage: Eukaryota; Fungi; Ascomycota; Dothideomycetes; Pleosporales; Pleosporaceae. The record is from RefSeq and is a predicted model, not a curated record.
AUGAAUGGUUUUCCGCCGCCGAACCUCGACCCGAAACUGGCAAAAGAGUCUCUCGCUCCUGCCGGUCUCGCCGUCACUAUUGUCUUCACAGUAGCUUCGUGCACCACAGUCGCCCUUCGACUGUACACACGAAAGAUACUCCUGAGACAUAUCACAAGUGACGACUAUGUCAUUCUCUUGGCCCAAAUCUUAGGCUUGGGCCUCACGGCCAUCAAUAUCGUGUGCUUCACGGUUGGGGGUAUAGGACGACACAUUCAGUUUGUAAUGGACAAACUGCCCAUAUUUCUGAAGUUGGUUUAUUCUGCCAUGGCCGUCUACAACGCGACGCAGAUUGCAACAAAGGUAUCCCUCAUGCUGCAAUACAGGCACAUAUUUCCCAGCCAGACAAUGCGGGCAAUAUGCAAUUGGAGCGUGGCAUUUCUGCUCGUAUGGGGAAUUGCGCAACAGAUAUACACUUCGUUCGCGUGCGGCAUUGUACAGCUUAUCUAUCCGAAGACUGUGGCUUGCAUCCGGCCCGACAUUCCAUUCAUUCUCAACAGCACAAUGAACAUGGUUACCGACUUUGCCAUUUUGAUGGUUCCGAUCAAGCCCGUGCUCCAGUUGCAGAUCAACAAAGUGCGCAAAGCAUACCUCUUGACUGUUUUGUGCUUGGGUCUCGUGGUAUGUGUCAUCUCAGCCGUGCGACUGGCGCAACAACUGCAUGUGACCAAGAACACUACGGAUGGGACAUGGAUAAUGGCAACUACCGCCAUGCUAUCCAUUGUCGAGACGAACCUCGGCAUAAUGUGCGCUUGCGUGCCUACCUUGCGGCCAUUGGUCAAGCGCAUUGCACCGGUCCUGCUCGGAUCUUCCAACAAGGAUUCAUCCGGCUACGGCAAUGCGUACGGCAAUGCGUAUGGCCAACGCACGCGGCUCGACGACGAGCAGAAUACAAAGAGUGGGCCAGGCAGCUCGAUUUAUAUCCAAAAGGAAGUCAAAUUCCAUAGCACAACCGAGUUACGAAAUCUGUCUAGCAACCCUAGAGAUCCAUAUGCCAUUGACGACAGGUCGUCGGAUGAGAUUAGCCUGGAGCAAACGACGGAUGUCACUGCGAUAUCAUCAAGGGCUUGA